Cladophialophora yegresii CBS 114405 is the source of this 1176-nucleotide messenger RNA. Its product is annotated as methylenetetrahydrofolate dehydrogenase (NAD+). Gene Ontology annotation, molecular function: methylenetetrahydrofolate dehydrogenase (NADP+) activity; methylenetetrahydrofolate dehydrogenase (NAD+) activity. The transcript is spliced from 2 exons. Gene Ontology annotation, cellular component: cytosol. Lineage: Eukaryota; Fungi; Ascomycota; Eurotiomycetes; Chaetothyriales; Herpotrichiellaceae. The record is from RefSeq and is a predicted model, not a curated record. Bases 1 to 1176 code for a protein of 391 amino acids. Gene Ontology annotation, biological process: purine nucleobase biosynthetic process.
AUGUCCAAUCCACCACCGCCCGCCGCGGCGGCGACAGGGUCAUCCUCACACAGCUGCAAGGUGAUUCUUGCCAACACCAUAGCCAAAGUCCUCAUCUCGGAGAUCCAAGCGGGAUUAACGGCGCUGAACCACCAACGCCAGCACCAACAACAGCUUGAACAUGUACCACAACCGCCCCAUCUCCUAGGAAUCCUUGCAAAUGCCGACCCGGCCGCGCAAACGUACGCCCGCUGGACGGAGAAGACGUGCCAUGACCUCGGCUUCGCGUACACGCUGCUGCAAGUCGAGAAGGAUUCCGUCGAGGAGACCAUUCUGGCCGCGAACGCGAACCCGCUCUAUGACGGUAUCAUCAUCUACUACCCCAUCUACGGCGGCCGGCAAGACCAGUACCUCCAGAAUGUGGUCUCGGUGGACAAAGAUGUCGAGGGCCUGUCGCACCUGUACAUCUUCAACAUGUAUCAGAACGUGCGGUUCUUGGAAAACGCCGAGACCCCAAGCACCGCCCCUGCAAGGAAGAGUAUCCUCCCGUGCACGCCCCUCGCGGUGAUCAAGAUCCUCGAGUAUCUCCACAUCUACAACCCGAUCCUCCCCUACGGGAACCGCCUCUUCGGCCGCACCAUCUGCGUGGUCAAUCGGUCCGAGGUCGUCGGGCGGCCUCUCGCGGCGCUGCUCGCCAACGACGGUGCCUGUGUCUACAGCGUCGACGUGUCUGGCGUGCAGCAGUUCACGCGCGGCGAGGGCAUUCGGAAACGCAAACAUGAGGUCGUCGACAAGGAAGGCUGGACCAUCGAAGACUGCGCGCCCCUAUGUGAUGUUGUGAUCACGGGCGUCCCUGGCGAGGCGUAUAAGUUUCCGUGCCACCUUUUGAAGGAGGGGGCCGUGUGUAUCAACUUUUCGAGUGAGAAGAACUUCCCCCCUGAAGUCAAGGAAAGAGCAUCCAUCUACGUCCCCGCCAUCGGCAAAGUCACCAUCGUCGUGUUGCUGCGCAAUCUACUUCGCGUUGUGCAGAAUCGGCAGGCACAACUGCAAGUUGAACAGGAGCAGCAAUCCCAGGGUCGAGAUACGUCUCAUGGGAUGUCUUCCCCACUACUAAACGCGAAAACACAAACGCAAAAGGAGCUUCUACAUGCGCCUACGGAUACAUCGGCGACAACGAUGAAUGGGGCGGCUUCGUAA